Molecule: messenger RNA, 2783 nt
Organism: Limulus polyphemus (Atlantic horseshoe crab)
Lineage: Eukaryota; Metazoa; Arthropoda; Merostomata; Xiphosura; Limulidae
Exons: 6
Coding region: 341-1243 (300 amino acids)
Source: RefSeq, a predicted model, not a curated record
UUAAGGAAUCCGAAACCAACGUUUGGAAUACUUACGUUUAGUACUUAGCCUUAAAAUUUAAAUUAGAAAAAGUAUCGCGAUGCCAUUGAGUGUGGAUGUGAUUUAGAAAUUAGAACUAGAAAACAAAGCUUCUCAACUGCUGGUUAACUGUAUGCCAGUGUGAAAAAAGAAAAUUCAGGUUAGAGGGAAAGGACAAUAGGAAGAGUUUGACAUAUUGACUGGAAACGUUUAGCCAGAGGGAAUGAACAGAAUAGAGUUUGAUAUUGGUCCUUCCACCAGUUUCUUGAUGUGGGAUUCUAGCUAUCUGUUCUGUGGAUAGUUGUGGCUAAGUUGCUUCACAAUGAUAACUGCAAAAGAGAAGAAGGGUCUGGAAAAGAUACUGAGUAGGCUUAGCUCUGAUGACAUUUAUUCACUUUCUUAUACCACUACAAAGGGUAUGGUGAAGGUUGAGACAAGACAAGAUGCAGAACGUUCAAUCCUAAUGUUUACAGAUAGAGCAGUUUUAUUGCUGAAACGUAGAAAAAUCAAAAAGGAAAUAAUAUUUUCUUAUCUCAUGUCCGAGGGUGUAAGUGUCAACCCAGAUGGAGAGAAACGACAUUUCAUUCAAGCGUGCCUGAAUUAUUGGAACUCUGAAGUUAUACCAGAGGACUUGGAUUCUGAAAUGCUUGAGGAUAAUACAGAAAUAUAUAAUACAUUACCGUCACAAGGCCAAAUAGAAGAAUAUAACAGUUCAACGGUUUCAAACAAUCAGUUGCUUAAAAUGGCAGAAAAGUUUUCUGAGUGGUUUUAUACCCUCUUAAACAAACAUCAAGAGGAAGUACAGUCUUCAAAUGACUGUUUUGGACCCCAUCAUUUCUGGCCACAAUGUAAAUUGAAUUUGUCAAUCUCUGUAUUAAAUGAGGUUAUAGAAGAGGAAAUUCUAGGGGAUGUUUCAGUAUAUCAAACUCUGAGGAAGCUUGUCCAAACAGAAAAAUUACUUUUUAAUCCAAAUUCUGGAUCACAGGAAAAUUGUUGCUUUCAAGAUUCUCAUGGCCCAGUUAAGCUGGCUAUUGGAGGAGUGGUGCAUCGUAAUAACAACUGUAUUGGACUGUUUGACAGCUGUUUUGGAUUAAUUCAGGACCCUCACACUGAUGAUCGGUGGCGAAUAAAGUUUAUGUCUCUUUCUCUCCGGCUUGGAGAAAGACUUCUAUCUCGUACAUCUCUUCCUGCUCCAGCAUAUCCUUCUGUAUACCUAACAAGAUAAUGUCUUGAUUUCUUUUUCAUAAUGUGUGUAUAUAAGUAGAGUAUGCAUCAGUAUAUCAGUAAAGCAUAAUGUAAAUGAUUUUUUUGUAUUAUUUUGUUGAAACUUAAAAGAUGGCUAUAACUUUUAACGUGGAGUGUCAUCUAUGCUGUUCAUGUACCAGUGUUUUAAUUACUAGAUUCAUUUUACAGAGUCUCUUUCUCCUGAACACAAUGUUUUUCAUCAUUAAACUUCUCAACAUAAGUGAUAACAUGUUAUGACACAAACUUUGGAAAGAAAUUGAUCUCCAAAUACGUGAUUAUCAUAAUUCUAAGAAGUCUCAUUAAUACAUGCUACUGCAACUUAAACCAGAAAUUUACUAAGAGUUGAUAUAACUUGUAACUUGCUGUAUCUGACAGAUCCAUUGAUUUACUUUGAAUGUUGAUGCAUCUAAAUGCUGUAGUAGUGACCCAAACAGAAACUACUUAAAUUAUAAUGAACCAUAUUUUCUGUUUUCUAAUUACUUGAAAAGUAACAACUUUCAAAGAUAAAUAAAUCAAGUAGGCUCAGUGUCAUAAAAAUUGCUUCUAUCUUUGUGACUGAAGAAGAAUUAGAUCAUAAUAUAGUGGCUUACAUAAAAAUCUUUUGAUUUACUGAUCAAAACGUUUUAAAUUUGUGAGAGAAAAAAGAAAUACAACAAAUGGGAAUUCACAUAAAUAAAGUAUCAUUAGUUGAAAAUAUAUUUGCUUUAAAACUGUUGUAAUUUGUAAAAUAAGAUGUUGCUAAUGGAUAAAAGAUUUCACUUUUUUUUCUUAUAAUCAAAGUGAAAUUGUUAAAAAGGAUGUAAAUGCUAUACAGUAUUAAAAAUUCAUUUACCAAUUCAUCAUGGUGUUGUCAGGAGGUAUUAACAACAGAAGAUGUGCAAGUUAGUGAAUAAUGCUAUUUAUUUAACAGUUUUAUUGUACCUUCGUCACCUGCAGAAUAAAUAAAACGACUUGCCUUUUUUUAUGAUGAUGCUGUGAAAUCAGUUUUUUUUUAUGUUUUCAUAGAUUUCAAUGAAAUAUCAUUUAACUUUCUAGGAAUUAUAUCUGUGGCAUAGCAUUGCUAAUCUUAGGUCGCUUUACGAUGGGCUUGUGUAAUAAACACUAAACAGUUUAAAAAACAAACAAAACAUGCAAGCCUUUGAUAGUUUGUAUUUCAAAAUUGUGUUAUGUCAUUAUUUCAUUGUGUGUGCAUGCAAAAAAAAAACAACUGAGCCACAGUAACUUCAUUAAAUUUCCAUAAAAUGGUCUAGAUUAUUAUUUCUAGUUAACAAUCCAGUGUUUUGAGAGAUAUUUUGUAUUUUCAAAUAAAAAUAUAUUUAGUCAUCCUUGUUUUUAAGCUUGAAUGCUCUUUAUAUUUGAUUAUGAGUCUUGGAUAAUUUUUGAAAUGUAAUUUUCAGUUCCAAAGUAUUUUAUGAAGUAUGAUACUGUGUAUUUCAUUGCAAGUUACAAACCAAUAUUCUACAACAAAACUUGUACACUUUUAGGAAAAAUGUUAUUUAAAAUAAAUUGAUAUUCAAGUA